CACAAUUUCUAACAAACCAACAUUUACGCACAUACGCAAGAUCACACUCGUAAAAGGUCCGGGGCUCAGUUCGACGGUUCAGCAGCAAAUGCAGUUAGAAACUUUAAAAUUUGCAGUGAUUUUUUAGGAACAUGACGAAGAGCAAGAAAAAGAAGGCCGCUGCUGCAAAGAACAACAGUAAUAAUGCAAUCGGUGCAGAAAGUGUUCCCCCCAGCAUACUGACGCCACCGGGUACGCCGCCAAAAAACGGAUUAAAGAUCACCAACAACUACGGCAAUGGCACAUAUCGAAGUUCGUCUGUCUCCUGGGAACGAGAAUUCAUUGGACUCUUUCUGCUGGAGAUGGGCAACAGUCAGAAGAUCAGUGGCCGCAAUGAUUGGUACGUGGAUAAGACGCAAAUGCGGAAGCUCUUCGAGGCCCAUCUGGGAAAGUGUCCCAACUACGUGGAGCUUCGCAUCAAGCUGUCUGCCAAUGGAGCCUAUAACAUUGGGUCGCUGAUGCAGCGAACCAACUUCCUGAUGAACACGCCGCGGGGAAGCUCCAACUAUCGCAUUAGGAGCUUCUCAUUGAUGGAGUUUCGGAGGGAGAAGUUUAAUGCGAUUGAUGAGAGGCAACGUCUGCGGGAUGGAGUCACCAUAACUGAUCCAGUUUCUGCUAUGGAGGGCAGUCUUGCGGGGAAAAUUAUCGAACAGUACGUCCUCGAUACGGCAGCCACGGCGAUGCCUCUUAAGUAUCAGAAAACUCAGGUAAUGCAGUCAUCAACGAGCUUUGAACUCAACUCUAUGGGGUGCUACAUCUGCGAGGACCACUUUGAGUCGAUUGAAAAGUAUGAGGAGCAUGUGGAGCAUCAUGGCGAUGAGUCCGACUUUAAGUCACUUGAGAAAAUGACCAAAUUCUCCAGCCCCAUGGUGACGCUUUCGUACCAGACCUGCGUCGACAGUCACUACUUUGGCUUCACCCUGAAGACCGACCUCAAGGAUGUGGUAGUGCAGAAGUUCAUUAUUGUGCAGUCGCGGCAGUUCUACUACGUGUACAAUGGACGGAUGCCGUUGACGAUGCCCGAGAAUGGGGAGAAGGUUUUCUUUGUGGACUCGCACGUGUUCACGAUCCUGCGUGAGAUGCCCAUUGUCAUCGGGUUCACGAGCAAAGGCCAGCGCUACGUGGAACAGCACCACUUCAUGCGAACCGAAGCCCUUCCUAAGGCCAUGUUCAACAUAAAUCCGUACAGGUUGUCGACCAAGGAGAUCUUUCGCGGCAAGGGCCUGCCCCGUGCCAAUCCGCCCACGGAGGUAGUGCUCGCACUGAAGCACGACAAUGCCCAGAAGCGUCUGGUGGAGUACGACAGAGACUACCGCAACUACUGUGCGCAGGGCAGGGAGCUCACACAGGUGAAUAUCGGCGGCGCUCUGCGAACCCUCCUGCAGGUGGAGGACAUAGAGCGGCUGCAGCACUAUCUGGGGCUGAAACAGUCGCAGGUGGAACUACAUCAGUUCGGCAGGGAGCUGUCGGUGAAGAUAAAGCUGCCUUCCGUCAAUAAUGGAAGUGUCGAGGAUAUCCUGUCCCCGGGGGACGACGUGCUAAUCAUCAACGAGCGUGUCAAUCAAGGGAGUCCUGACAGUGUUCGGAAGCUGCUGGAAAACAGCAAUCUUGUUCUGGAACUGGCCCUCAAGGAAUUUGAUGGGAUCAUCAAAUGGGCCAAGGGUGUGGACGAGAAGUUCGGAUCGCUGCCGAAGCAGCCGCGGGUCUACUUUGCCCGCAUCCUGGGCGUGUCCACCCAGCGAGUGCACAUCACCUGCGAGCGACAGCUGCCGGACAACACCACGUAUUCGCUGAUCUUCCGCCCAGUGCGGGCUGUGAUGCGCUACCAGUACCGGGCUCUCGAGCAGUUGACUCUAACCAACAGCCAGAAUGUGCAGCGGAUUCUCUUUCCCGGAGAGAUAACACGAAUGCCGGUGACCAGGGGAGCUCUGAAGCUUCACGAUCAGCGCAUAUCCGGCAAUCCGGAGCAAAUGCAGGCAGUGCAGCAGAUUGCUAUGUGCCCCAAGCUGCCCGCUCCCUAUAUUGUCUUUGGCCCGCCCGGAACCGGCAAAACGGCGACCAUAUGUGAGGCCAUCUAUCAGCUAUUUGUGUGCAGGCCGGAAACACACAUCCUCGUGCUGGCCGGAUCGAACACCGCCUGCGAUGAGAUUGCGCUGAGGCUGCUCCGCUCCAUAGCCAAGGCGCCGGAGACCCAACCGCGACCUCUAACUCGCAUCUUCGCCGCCUGCUGCGAUCGACGCAUCGACAAUAUUGAUGACCUGCUGCUGGAGUACUCCAACUUGUAUGCCGUGCACUUUUACCCGGCCGUGCAGGCAGUGCACCAGUACCGCAUCGUCGUCUGUACCCUUAGCUUGGCCGGGAAGCUCUCGACGGGUGGCUUCGCCAUCGAUGACAACAAGCAGCCCGUGUUCUCGCAUGUGUUUGUAGAUGAGGCGGCCGCCUCCACCGAAGCGGAGUGCCUCAUGGGCAUCACCUGCACGAUCUCGCCCACCACGAAUCUAAUUCUAUCCGGGGAUCACAAGCAGCUCGGACCGGUGCUUCAGUCGCACCGUGCCAACGAGUGGGGGCUGUCCGUGUCUCUGUUCGAGCGCCUUCUCGAGCGAAAGUGCUACCAGGUGGAUGCGGAGGGUGGCUACAAUGCGGCUGUUCAAACGCGUCUCAUUCGGAACUUCCGCUCCCACCCGGAGAUCGUGUCUCUCUACAGCGAUCUCUACUACAAUAGCGAGCUCAAGGCGGAGGCUUCCAUGGAGAAUGUCUCUCGAGUGAAGAGCUGGUUCCACACGACCAAUGAGGAUUUUCCGAUUAUGUUCCAUUCGGUCUUUGGCACAGUAAUGAAUACCAAACGGUCGGUUAGCCUGUGCAACAACAAGGAGAUCGACACUGUUAUGGAUUAUGUAAAGGAUCUCAUGUACUUUGGCAUCAACGGAAAGCAGGUGGCGCAGACGGACAUCGGGAUCAUCUCGCCGUACAAGAAUCAGUACCAACGGAUCCAAGAGCAGCUCAACAUGCGCAACUGGUCGCAGAUCGAUUGCGGUUCCGUUGAGUUGUUCCAGGGCAAGGAGAAGCAGAUCAUCAUUGUGUCGUUUGUGCGCUCGUUCACCCCCAAGCUGGGCUUCCUCGACAACCAGCGGCGUUUGAAUGUCCUGCUCUCGCGGCCGAUGUCUUUGCUGAUUAUGAUCGGCAACCCACGUACGCUGAGCCAGAAUCACGACUUUCGGAGCAUCAUCGAGCUGUGCCGUGCUCGCAGGACUCUUGUGGGUGUCCCCUAUUUUUCGGAUGAAAAUGGCAGUAAGGGCGUCAAUGGAACGCCAAGAGAAAGCUUGGAGAACACACAAAUAAGAACUGCAACAAAGAACGACACCCCAACGCAGGCGUCCAGGCUAUUCUACAACAAGGAGGAGCUUCUCAAGCUGGGCAUCGAGUCAAAGGCGAAGGUCCCACCCAAGUCGGAGCUGGACAAGCUAUUCGAUGAGUUGCCCAAGGUUCCGCGUUACGUGGAUCACAGCUCGGACGCUGUUCGCUCGGUCACUACUCAAAUAAGGAAACUGCAGGUGGAGAAUGGAACGAAUGUGAAGGCCAAACUACCGUCAGCAUGUCCAGCCAAUUCGAAGCCAAUUCCAGUCAAGGCUACACCACAAGCAGCUGCUCCAGCAAAGAUAACGACAACUCCAGUUAGAGCUGCAACCGCAAACCCAUCGACUCCGCUUUCCAUUCCGGCAUCAUCCCGCGCUUCUUAUGCCAUCGACUUCAACUACUAUCCCACUGCUCCGGCAUUGAGUCCCCCAAGGACUUCCACGAAUCUGCAUAGAGCCACGGUCUAUAGCCAUAUUCCCACCGGCUCCACACGAUUCGAGAAUGUUCGUGCGCCGCCUGAGCACAACUCGUAUAGAAAUGAAUCGCCAGGACCGACUAUCUAUAGCCAUAUUCCCACCGGCUCCACACGAUUCGAGAACGUGCGUGCGUCGUCUGAGCAUAACUCGUAUAGAAGUCAGUCGCAUUUCAACGCAAGCCACGGGCCCAGCUACAGAGGUCCACGGGCAGAGGAUCCAAAGCCCGAAAAGAAGAAGUCGACGUGCACCAUUUCAUAGCUACGGCACACAUUUCGACUAACAAAACAUAUGAGGACCCGCGCAGGCGCCUAACCUAACAGUCGUCUGCGGGGUCCUCUUUUUGACUUUGCUAUCUUGGCAUUUGAGCGGUCUUCUCUCGUCGAUCGUCCACGUGCCAAGUAGCAAAACCACAAACAAAAUGCCUACGCAUUUGGCGUGCACUUAUUCGCGGGGGGAGAAGCAACGGAAGUCAUUUGAUUUCUGCUCUGGUGCUCCCCCUUGGAAUAGCUCCAAAUGCGAGUGUAUAUUUUAUUUUAUAAUUUUUAUGAUUUAAUAAUGUCAGACAAGAGAUUUCCUUGAAGUUGCAUUGUUAAAAGUUGUAUGCAAUUUUAUGCAUUGUUUGCCAAAGUGGAGAGAGAAAGUAUAUUUUUAAAGUGACUCCCAGGCAAACACAGAAUACAAUUUGAUCAUUUAUAUUGUCAUGUUGGAUUCCGUUUACAAAAUGUCACGACUUCAAACAGAGACAUACUGCGUGGGAUGCCCCUUCGAUUUACAUGAAUCCGAGUUAAAUAUUUAGUGUGCAAAGGACUGCGAAGUAAGUCCUCUUUAAUUUUGUUACUUUUUUCAAUCUUUGCACUGUUCAUUCGAAUUGUAUUAAGAAUAAUAAUUGAAAGGCAUUGUGUAUGAUUUAUAUGUUAUUUAAAUGGCAGAUCGGCCGUAUGGACUAUGUAUUCCAGCAUUUAUGCUUUCACUUACUCUAAGAUAAACAAACCCCACACAGAUUUCAAUAAAGACAAGCACGAAAGCUACAAGUUUUAUAACAAACAUAGUUGGCCUUUAAAAAUUGAAAA
Drosophila obscura is the source of this 4939-nucleotide messenger RNA. RefSeq lists its product as uncharacterized. Gene Ontology annotation, molecular function: RNA binding; 5'-3' RNA helicase activity. Gene Ontology annotation, cellular component: cytosol; P granule. The record is from RefSeq and is a predicted model, not a curated record. The transcript has 9 exons. The coding region runs from base 132 to 4127 and encodes 1331 amino acids. Gene Ontology annotation, biological process: regulatory ncRNA-mediated post-transcriptional gene silencing. NCBI's taxonomy places the organism in Eukaryota, Metazoa, Arthropoda, Insecta, Diptera, Drosophilidae.